Harpia harpyja (harpy eagle) is the source of this 2384-nucleotide messenger RNA. RefSeq names its product solute carrier family 35 member B4 (gene SLC35B4). The record is from RefSeq and is a predicted model, not a curated record. The transcript is spliced from 10 exons. The coding region runs from base 163 to 1158 and encodes 331 amino acids. Lineage: Eukaryota; Metazoa; Chordata; Aves; Accipitriformes; Accipitridae. Gene Ontology annotation, biological process: transmembrane transport. Gene Ontology annotation, molecular function: UDP-xylose transmembrane transporter activity; UDP-N-acetylglucosamine transmembrane transporter activity. Gene Ontology annotation, cellular component: endoplasmic reticulum membrane; Golgi membrane.
GAGCCGCGGCGGUAUCGGGGAACGGGCGGCGGGCGGCGAGCGAACUACCGGCGCCCGGGAGGAAGCGGGGGCGGUGGGACCGGGGCCGGCAGCGGGGCCGCGGCCCGGGAGCGGGAUGCGGUGGCGGCCCGGGAAGCCGCUUCGCUGUUUGAGGCCGACGCCAUGCACCCGGCCGUGGCGGUGGGGCUGGUGUUCGGCGGCUGCUGCAGCAACGUGGUGUUCCUGGAGCUGCUGGCCAGGCAGUUUCCAGGAUGUGGGAACAUAGUGACAUUCUCCCAGUUCCUAUUUAUCGCGGUGGAAGGCUUUAUCUUCGAAGCCAACUUUGGGAGGAAGAGGCCAGCCAUACCAAUGAGGUACUAUUUUAUCAUGGUGGCCAUGUUCUUCACUGUCAGUGUGGUGAAUAACUAUGCCCUGAACUUAAAUAUCGCCAUGCCGCUGCACAUGAUCUUCAGAUCAGGCUCUCUCAUAGCAAGCAUGGCUCUAGGUAUCAUCAUUUUGAAGAAAAGAUACAGCGUAUCUAAGUACACAUCCAUAGCCCUGGUGUCCCUGGGGAUAUUUACCUGCACUUUCAUGUCUGCAAAGCAAGUGGCAUCUGACUCCAGCUUAAAUGAAGAGGACGGACUCCAGGUUUUCUUGUGGUGGCUGCUAGGUAUUGCUGCACUCACCUUCGCCCUCCUCAUGUCUGCCAGGAUGGGGAUUUUCCAGGAGACGCUGUACAAGCAGUUUGGGAAGCACUCCAAAGAGGCCCUUUUUUACAAUCAUGCGUUACCGCUUCCUGGCUUUCUCCUCCUUGCCCCAAACAUCUACCACCAUGCAGUCCUCUUCAGCCAGUCCGAGCCAUUCCAGGUCCCAGUGAUUGGGCUGACCCUACCGAUCAUGUGGUUCUACCUCCUCAUGAACGUCAUCACUCAAUACGUCUGCAUCCGAGGCGUCUUCAUCCUCACCACGGAGUGCACAUCCCUCACCGUCACGCUGGUGGUGACUCUGCGCAAGUUUGUCAGCCUCAUCUUCUCCAUCCUUUACUUUCGCAACCCCUUCACGGCCUGGCACUGGCUGGGCACCGCCUUCGUCUUCGUAGGGACUCUCAUGUACACGGAGGUGUGGAACAGCCUCGGGCCCUUCCUGGCCCGCUGGAGGAAGAGGCCGAAGGAGGAGUAACAGCCGGGGACUCUCUGCAGGGACCUUUUUAUUGUUUUAUAGAGCAGAGCAGCAGGGAAUCCCCCAGAGGGGGGUUGUUUUUAUAACACAGGGGAGGUGUUGGCUGUGCCAAGCUUCUGGGAAACGUGGAGCCUCUGCUGGGAACCUACCUGAAAUGGAUCAUGGAGAGACGAUACGGUUAUUUUUGCAAGGUUGCAUUUUUUUUAUGCAACCCCUUUAGCUUCCAACCUCUCCCCCUGGUUUUUUUUUGUUUGAAUAACCCUUUUUAAGUAAUGUAAAAGCUGACCAGUUCUCUGUUAGGAGCCCAGCCUUGUUGUGGUGCUGUUGUCCACUCCUCCUGGCUUUGAUGAGCUGGACCCUGAGCAUGUUUGGUGCCGUCCUUUAGUGUCCAGGUGGCCGUAGCGUAUGGCUGAGCCCCGGGGACCUGCUGUUUGUGCAGCAGGUUGUUAGUUACACUGGAAAUGCCAGGCCUGGCUGUUAACCUGAGUCCUUGUUGCCUGGUCCUACCACCUGUGCUGGGAGAGUGUCAGAUAGAUACACCUAUAGCUAGAGCCUUCCAGUCUGCCCAGUAGAUUCUCCACUGGGGAAUGGCUCAGGGGACUGAUUCCCAAGCCACCGAGCCCCCAUCACUAGUAGCACCGCCUAGUUGGGAGCCUGAGGAAACCAAAAAGGAGUGAUGCUAAGGGGACAGAAAGUGCCACUGUGUCACCUUUGCAGCCUUCUCAGGGAGAUGGUGAAGUGCUGUUGAGGCUUCGCUGAGUCAUCGGACGUUGCUCUGGUACUUCAUCAGCUGGAGGGUAUCAUGCGUUCCUCCUGCUUUGGUUAGGUCCUCAGUGCAGGUCACUUUUCAGUCGCUUCCUACUUUUUCCCUCAUCACAAGUGUGUUCAGUGGGCUUUGUUACCAGCAGUCAGCUGCAACGAACUGUGCUGAGCCCCCAACGCUCCUGUGGUCCCCCCAGAUCCAGCCCAACCUCAGGGUUCAAAUGAUGCCAAGAAACUUAAGAAGGGCCAGUACAGCUGAGCUUAUUUCUGCCGCUGGGAGGGGCUGGUUUUACUGUCCCUUCACCCAGUUCUCCUCUUUUCUUUUCUUCUCCCACCCCUUGGGCAUCAGCUUCACUCGUGGCAUUUCUGUGCAUCAUAGCAGCAUCCACCUGGUGCAGGACCGGCGUCCCUUAGUGUUACCCCUCACCUGGGGCAGGAGUGGCCUUCAGGAGCUUUUGAGUGUG